AGAGAGAGAGAGAGAGAGAGAGGAGUGUUUGUGCAUUUCUAUACUUGUGGGGGAUAUAUUCUCACCUCCGACUAUUGAUAAUCUUAACUUCUACUAUAUUUUAGUGAUUUUCAUACGUUUAGAUCACUUUCUUUCUUUUAUAAUGUUAAAAAGAUGAAAAAUUUCAUGAUUUUCUACAAUGGUUGUAAGUUGUGAUUGGAGUUACUUUCACAUAGUCUAAUUAUGUGGCUCAUUGGUUAAUAUAACUACAAAAGAGAAACCAAUUGGUGAUUUAAUGUAAUAGGAAAGUGUGAUCAUAGGGUGAACACCAUAUAGUAGAAUCUCAUCCUAUCUAAACAAUAAUUGUGAAAAGAAUUAUAAAAAUUGUGUGUUUCCAAUCUCUAAUCUUAUCAAUCUUAAAGUUAAAACGACCUUAUUCUCAAAAAAGAAAAAGAAAAAAAAGGGUUAAAACCACCUUUUUCAACGACAUUAAGCAAACUAAGCACUUAAAAACAAGACUAAGCUAGGAGCGUGGCAAUGGGUUCGACAGGUGGGGGUGGGACACUAAAGAAGGAAAAUCAUACACACAACAAAACAAUAAUCACAGUUACAAAGUGACAACUCCAAUCUCAAUUCUCAACCCAUCCUAGUCCUCAUUGUCCACUCUCCAAACCGUGUCCCCAUGGCGUACAUGUGAGUUGGGCCCCACAAUUUAAUCAAACAAAAACCGAGCAGUGUGACUUAACAGUUAACAGUCUUACUACUAAAAACGACACAAACGCGUCACACACUCGCUCUUGUUAAAGUGCUUCAACAGUUCCAAAACGCUCUUUUUCGAGAGCGACAACACACGCACCUCUCAUAUAAACCCGUUCUCAACAAUCACUAUGUGAACGCGUGGGUUUUCCGUAACACUCUUAGCCCCCUCAGUUGCAUCUCUUAUCCUUAAAUAGGAGAGGCCUUGAGGGAUUUGGCAAUUGGUUGUUUACGCUUUACAAUUAUAUAAGCCUCUCUCUUCUCUCAAAGCAAAUUCCAAUUUCAGAUUUUAGAGAGAAAUUGUUUUUUGCUACUCUUCUUCGUUAAUCGUUGUGUGGGUGAAAAUGGGUCUUCUCCUUUCAAAAAAUCCUUCAAAAAUUGUCUUGCUUUCUUAUUUUUUGAACCCUAUGGUGCCUAAGAAAGUAAACAACAAUCACUAUGUGAAGAAAGUAAACAACAACAUAGUCUCCCUCGUUGCCCGUACAGGAAGGCAUUUGCAGAGAUAUGACACCGUUGGGACGAAGAAAGUAAACAACGACAUAGUCUCCCCCGUUGCCCGUACAGGAAGGCAUUUGCAGAGAUAUAACACCGUUGGGACCGUUGGGUAUCGCCAAGUUGUUGGAUGCAUUCCUUACAGAUACAGAAAAACCAAUAAAUCUGUGGAAUUAGAAGUUCUUGUGAUUAGUUCACAGAAGGGUAAAGGAAUGUUAUUCCCAAAGGGAGGAUGGGAAAUGGAUGAGGAUAAGAAAGCUGCUGCCCUAAGAGAGACUUUCGAGGAAGCCGGCGUUCGGGGAGUAGUCGAAGACGAAUUGGGUAUGUGGAUUUACAAGAGCAAAAGAUGUGACACAAUGCAUCAUGCUUACAUGUUCCCUUUGCUUUUCAACGAGCAGUUAGACCAAUGGCCAGAGCAAAAUAUCAGGCAACGAAAAUGGAUGACGGCGACCGAAGCUAGAGAAGUAUGUCAACAAGGGUGGAUGAAGGAAGCUUUAGAUAAGUUAAUUAGUCGACCAAUGACAAAUUCUAAUUAACAACUCGUACAUAGAAAACAUUGCCUUGUUUCUUAACUAAGAAUUUUGAUGGGGCAACAGAUAACCCAGCAUCAUCAAAACUCCAAAAUUUAACAAGAUAGAGUUUGAAGAAAAGUUGUAUUGCUGCUGCCCUUAUAAAUUCUUAGUACCCUUUUUAUUUUUUUUGAGUUACUUUUCGAAUGAGACAAGACUGAAACUUACAGGAUGUAGUUGGAAGGUUUAGAAACAGAGAUCUUGAUAUGUACAAAUUUUGACCCAUUCUUUCAAUUCAAUCAACUUCGAUUCUUUUAUUAUUGUGAUUA
Molecule: messenger RNA, 2065 nt
Organism: Quercus lobata
Lineage: Eukaryota; Viridiplantae; Streptophyta; Magnoliopsida; Fagales; Fagaceae
Product: nudix hydrolase 21, chloroplastic-like
Exons: 5
Coding region: 1080-1763 (227 amino acids)
Cellular component (GO): cytoplasm; nucleus
Molecular function (GO): pyrophosphatase activity
Source: RefSeq, a predicted model, not a curated record